CACGGUGGGCGGGACCAGGCAGGCGGGGGCGGACAAAGUCCGGGGACUAUAAAGGCUAGUCCAGCAGCGUCCGGUCAGUCCCAGCUUAGAGCUUAACUAACACAGCCAUGCCAGGGCAGAGACCGACACCACCACACUGCUCUCCGAUGCUGCUGAUGCUGUUCAUGUUCUCCUGGCUGCCGUCGCGAGGCGCCCUAUCUCUGGCCCAGGAGCACCUCCCCACUUUCCCGGGACCCUCAAACGUGCACUCCAGUCCUGAUGUCUCCAGAUUCCGGGAGUUGCGGAAACGCUACGAAGAUUUGCUGACCCGGCUUCGGGCGAACCAGACCCGGGAAGACUCGAACCCGGACCUCAUUCCCCUUCCUCAAGUCCUGGUAGUCACUCCAAAGCUGCGACUUGGACCAGGCGGCCACCUGCACCUGCGCAUCCCCCGGGUCGACUUAACUGAGGCGCUCCCGGCAGCCUCCCGCCUGCAUAGGGCCCUUCUCCGGCUGUCCCCGAAGGCGCGGAGCUCGUGGGACGUGACGCGGCCACUACAGCGUCAGCUCAGCCUCGGAAGCUCCCGGGCUCCCGCAAUACGCCUGCGACCGUUGCGGCGACCGGACCAGUUGCUGGAGGCAUUGUCUUCUGCACAGCCCCAGCUUGAGCUGCACUGGCGGACAAGCGCCACCAGGGGACGACGCCACGCGCAUGCUCGCACCCGGGACGGUUGCCCGCUAGGGGAGGGGCGCUGCUGUCGCCUGCAGAGCCUGCGCGCGUCGCUCGAGGACCUGGGCUGGGCUGACUGGGUGUUGGCGCCGCGCGAGCUGGACGUGCGCAUGUGCACCGGCGCGUGCCCGAGCCACUUCCGAUCGGCUAACACGCACGCGCAGAUGCAAGCGCGCCUGCAUGGCCUGAACCCUGAUGCUGCGCCUGCCCCAUGCUGCGUGCCAGCCAGCUACGAUCCGGUGGUGCUCAUGCACCAAGACAGCGACGGCCGCGUGUCACUCACGCCCUUCGACGACCUCGUGGCCAAGGACUGCCACUGCGUGUGAGCAGCCCUGGUCCUUCACUUAUGGCACAAAUGCAAUGGAAAUGACUUCAGUUGUCCUUGUCUGUCUAGUGGGCUCGUGGAACCUGAAAUACCCGAUUCCUAACCAUUGCUGUCUGCUCCCUCCUGGCCCAAACCUAUGUAUUUAUGUUUGUAUUUAUUAUUAAUUUAUUGGGGUGAUCUGCCUGGGAAUUGGAGGGCUGGGGAGGCGUGGUCUGACAGGGUGUGCGUUUAUGGAAAACUCUGGUAAUAAAAAUGAAGCUGUCUGACCUGA
Molecule: messenger RNA, 1304 nt
Organism: Aethalodelphis obliquidens (Pacific white-sided dolphin)
Lineage: Eukaryota; Metazoa; Chordata; Mammalia; Artiodactyla; Delphinidae
Gene: GDF15
Product: growth differentiation factor 15
Exons: 2
Coding region: 108-1034 (308 amino acids)
Cellular component (GO): extracellular region
Molecular function (GO): cytokine activity; growth factor activity
Source: RefSeq, a predicted model, not a curated record